This is a messenger RNA of Porites evermanni, 2267 nucleotides long. The record is from the annotation of a GenBank genome assembly. Lineage: Eukaryota; Metazoa; Cnidaria; Anthozoa; Scleractinia; Poritidae.
AUGGUCUCUCAGUUCUGUACUCAAAAGCUUUAUGAGUUAUCUUCACUUGUGCAGUUUCACGGAACUAGUAUGCUGGUUUUUUGUAUUUUAAACCUGGCGUUUUCCGUGCUGGCAGUUGUGGAAAAUCUUUUAGUUAUUUACGCGCUGUGGAAAUGCUCAUCGAUACCCACCAUUAUGAAGAAGCUUUUCCUGAGUCUUGCUUUGUCGGAUCUUGCAGUGGGAACGUUAGGACAAUCAACGUCUGGUAUUAUCAUCGCGGUGAUGUUGAACAUGAAAUCGAACGGAGACGCUAAUUUUGCCUCAUUAUGUCCAGUUGUUAUAACUUCCUGUUACUUCAUCUUUUUUCUCCUCUGUUGCGCGUCGUUUCUGACUAUUUCAGUCAUUGCUGUCGAUAGACUCCUGGCUAUACAUCUGCAUCUUCGAUAUCGCGAAUUCGUGACAUCAACGCUUGCCAGCUUUGCGUUGAUAGCAGUGUGGUUCACAAGUGGCAUCGCCGCCUCCCUAUUUAUUACCAUUUUGGCAGGCAAUAGUAUAGUAAAUGCAGUCGUUGUAUUUCUUGGAGUUUCCUUGACAACUGUGGCUUAUAUCCGUAUUUACAAAGCAGUAAGAUAUCAUCACAAUCAAAUACGAAACCAGCAGUCCACGCCGGAUCAACAGCGACAGAAGAGAUUUGCUUUGAAUAGUUUGGUCGUUUACGUAGUUUUCCUGGUUUGUUAUCUUCCGCAUUUCUUUUCUGCGGUUUUAUUGCUGAUCACCGGCAAGCAAACGUCCCUGCUGUUAGCUUACCAUGCGUCUUUAUUUUUUGUUUUCCUAAAUUCCUGUCUUAACCCUGUAGUCUACUUUUGUCGAUAUCGAGAAAUUCGCGAAAUUGUAAAAAGCUGCUUUGUUAUCUAAUGAGUUUUGCAUGAAGGAGACCGAAGAUAAGAUGAUGGCUGACAAGUAUGACACAAUAUUGACUUGAAUGAGCACUUAUUUGCUAAAUGGCUCAAAUUAACGGACGCGAAAGUCUCUUGUACCUAAAAUUAAUUGAAAGGCAAGUGCAAACAAAAAACAGGUGAAUUUUAUUCGAUUCAUUAAUCCUAAAAAGUAUGGCAUUUUUUCUAACAAGUGUGAAAAAUAAAGUUUUUAUGUAGUAUCCUGGAUCCAGCGGUCCGUUCACACGAGAAAUAUAGGAUAAAAUAUACCGCGUUCAUGGUUUAAUGAAGCUCCGCUCCACUCCUCGAACCCCAAAACCGAUCAGAAUGUUAUUGUUGUUGUUUUCUGAGAGAUGUUGGUGAUGAUCAUGAUGGUUGUAAUUCAUUCAAAACAUUUCUGCUUCUGAUUGGCUCAAAUCCCACGGCUAAUUAUCCAUAACCAGCUAGCGUUGACCAAAUAUGGAAGACGUUUGCGAUAUUCGGCAAAUGACGUCAAAAGUACAGGGUAAUCGCGAGAAAAUAGGACGCUAACAGAGAAGCACUGGGGAAUAGGUUGCCUUUUUUGGCAGAGCAGAAGAAAUGGUGCAAAUCGCUCGCCUUGACACUGCCAAAUUUGUAUUGCUAAUUGUCUUUACUCUUACACAGCGUAGUCCUGAAUAGGACUGUUGUUGACAGUGACUGACGUUUCGACAACGCUAGUCACCUUCAGAGUCAAAGUGAGUUGUAUGACCUGAUUGGUCAAUUAAGUUGGAAUGUCAUUGGUCGUCUGUCAGUUAAGCUGUGAUGUUAUUGGCUAUGAAGACUUAAAUGUCAUUGGCCCGUUUCGAUCUGUCUUUUUGUCACAGUUGAACAGUCAUUUAUUGUUAGUCAAAUUGUCAGUUACAGUCGUUUCUGUCGUUGUCAGUUUUGUUUGGGUCCGUCAAUAAGUCGUUUGUGCGUUAUGAAUACGGACUUGAUGGUCGGUGGCUUUCAUAGUGAUGGUGAUGCUCAUAAACACUCAUUUAAAGGUUGUUUUUCUCGAUUAUAUGCUGCCGAUAGUGUUAAAAACUAUGGUAAUGGCAAUGUUAACAGACAGUAUAAUGGUGGUACUUGUAAUAGUUGUAGGUAUUGGAAGUGAUGAAUGGCAAUGAUUUAAUUAAUGAUUGUGAUCACAAUUAUCUUGGAGAUAUGAUUAGCGUCGAAGAUGGUUGUCAGACGCGGGCAGCGAUAACUAGUGAUAACAUCACUGUGGUUUUCGUGACGACGACCUGCAGUAUCAUGGUGGUGAUCAUCCCUCUAGUUACGAAAACUGCUAUUUGCAACAGACUAGAAAAUGACGAACGAUUGAACCAUUUAUUGCUUGACAAAUCAUGA